Molecule: messenger RNA, 654 nt
Organism: Aspergillus puulaauensis
Lineage: Eukaryota; Fungi; Ascomycota; Eurotiomycetes; Eurotiales; Aspergillaceae
Exons: 3
Coding region: 1-654 (217 amino acids)
Source: RefSeq, a predicted model, not a curated record
AUGGAAAACCCAGUCGCUGAAAUUCCAACUGUUAUUCACCUUCUUACUCAAUCACCACCUUCUCUUCAAGAAGAGACAAUCGACCGAUUUUUUACCCCUGAUGCCUCAUUCGUGCACCCAUUCUGUCGCAUUUGGAGGCACAAUGGCAGCCGAUGGGGAGUGAAGAAGAUAUACCAAUGGUACAAGAUCAUGUCGCCGCAUAUAGAGCUGGACGUUGGAUCUGUUGCAUAUGAUAAAGAAAACCUAAAGCUCUACGUCACCAUCUUCCAAAUAUUCUCCAUCUGGCUCGUUCCAUUCUACUCUGCGCCUGUAUCCCUCACGACCGUUCUGGACCUCACGACGGACCCUGGUGAGGAAAAGAAGGAUGCAACGCGAGGCGAGGGUACAAAACGGUACUAUAUCCAGAAGCAGGAAGACUUUUACCAGCCGCAGGAGUUUAUCAAGUUUGUUAUGCCCUUUGGAGGGAGUCUUCUUGUUGCGAUGUGGCAUGCAUUUGCUAGCCUGUUUUCUAUCAUUGGGGUCUUUGCCUUGUGGCCGAUUAUGUGGGCGGAGGAGAGGGGGUUUUUCGACUAUAACUACCGCGUUGCGAAUGGGGCCCGGGAGGGGGUUGUUGACGUUCUGAAUAAUCAUGUUCAGGACCUUAAGGUUACAUAA